This is a messenger RNA of Anguilla rostrata (American eel), 4851 nucleotides long. RefSeq names its product Transmembrane protein 150A-like. Lineage: Eukaryota; Metazoa; Chordata; Actinopteri; Anguilliformes; Anguillidae. The record is from RefSeq and is a predicted model, not a curated record.
UCUUAGAGGCUGAAAACGAGGCCAUUUGAGCCUGCAUUUGACUAGCCUACAAUAUGAAAUGUUGUUUCGGUUGCGUUUACCUAAAUUACACCAAAAAGCAUGUUAUUCCAAGUGGUUAAAAUAAAUGAAUAAUUUGGAUAUCAAGUUAAUAUAUAGUACUAUCCAUAUUUACAAAAAAAUGUAAAUGGAGUAAAGAUCUAGAUUGCGUUUAGAAAUAAUGGAUCGCUGCGUCAAUCAUUCAGUUCAUGGGCAAAAAGAGGAGCAGCGUGAGUUAUGAAGAUGACGCUCUUUAAAAGACGGCACAAUGAGACCCCUUUUUAAAGGAAAGGGAAAAUUAAAGUCUGAGGCUAAUUUUACCUGUGAAAAGUACAAGGAAAAUAGCCGGGCCCCGCAGGGGGAGUUGCUGGAAACAGCUGGUUUGUUUUACAGCCUCCUGCUCCUGACGUCCACAGGGGGAGACGCACGAGUCUGCACAGCGCCCCAAAACACGCUUUUUCAUUUUUCACGGAGCAUGAGAGAUGGGGGUGCGAAACGGCCACGCAUCGGAUCUUGGCUUGGACGGAGUUUGUAGUGGAAGUCUUUGCCGUAGCUGUUAUAUUUUUGGGACAACACGGACCGGAUUGCGCCGGAGAAUUGUAACAAGAGAAAAUAUUCGUUUGACAGAAGUACAUUCUUCAUGCUCUACAAAACUGUGAAUUAGCUCAAUUAGAAAAAGAAUCUAACCGUGUCCGAAAAAGAUCUCCGUAUGUUGGCUGCAGUCGAGAAAAGAGAGAAGAUACUUUCUUGCUAUCAGCAGCCUGCUACAGGUUAGUCCUUCAAAAGUUGUGUAUCCGUGGGAGUAAAUACAAAGUGGCGGAUUUCCCUGGCUUCAGAGGUAAAUGCUUAUCGAGGAGAAGCUGGUGAGGGAGGCGAGGGCGGAAGAAAGGCGACUUGUUUUUGGAAUCACACUUUCGCUUGUGAACCAGGGUCGGAGAUGUCCAUUUGGAUGAUUUUACCUGUGAGCCUCCCUGCUUUCACCAUCACCGGAAUAUGGAUCGUGUACGCCAUGGCUCUGCACAAUCAGCAUGUCUGCCCAGUGGAUAACUGGUUGUAUAACCAGUCCUGUGAGAUGGAGCUGCCAUUGCAGAGAGGACCUGUGCUAUGCUGUACCCUGGACAAUGUGCCUCUCAUCAGUAAAUGUGGCACCCUCCCACCAGAGAGCUGCUUCUUCAGCCUGAUCUGCAGCACCGGCUCCUUCAUGGUAAUGGUAAUUGUUCUUUUACGAUACGCCCAUGUGAUUGAGAAGCAGCAGCACUGUAUGUUGAACACAGCAGGCCUCUCUACCGGCUGGAUUUGUGCUGCCGGCCUCAUCAUGGUGGGAAACUUUCAGGUGGAUCACGCUAAGGUGCUGCACUACGUAGGGGCCGGCGUGGCCUUCCCCACCAGCAUGCUGUUCCUGUGCCUUCAGUGCGCGCUCUCCUACCGGCUGGCCAAGACGCAGAGCGACUACAACAUGGCCUACCUGCGCUGCACCAUGAGCCUGCUGGCGUUCAUCUCCCUGGUGCUCAGUGGUGUGUUUUUCAUCCAGGAGAGCUUUGUGCUACAGCACGCCUCGGCGGUCUUCGAGUGGGUCUUCUGCCUCAUCAUCAUGCUCUUCUACGGGACGUUUGCGUUUGAGUUUGGGGGCGUGUCUGGGGACACUCUGAUGGUUUUGGCCAAGGGUGGGGCCCAGGGCAAGAUGGAGUCUGUGGGAGGGGCGAGCCAGCACCAGGUGGAGAACCUCCGGGCUGUAGGAAGGACCCAAGACCUCCUGUGAUGACCUCAUCAAUCAACAUGCAGACUUUGGAGGCAAGUGGGUGGAGCUAACGGCCCCACCCCCAGUUUCCAAGAUGCCAAAGCUUCUGUACAUUUCCACUGCUUCCUCUCCAUGCCUGGAGGAGGAGCCAGGGCACGGUGGAAUGUUUCACUCUGGAUGCGGAAUUAAAGGAAUAAAGAACACUGCAGUGCCUCUGUUCUACCUACUGCUGUGAUGUCAUCCGACGGACAGCCAGAACAAGAAGAGGGCCUUCAGGUGCCGCGCUCAGAGGGGGAUGCUGGGGAUUUCUGCUGCUGGGUGCCUUGGGGGAGCAGGCCCAGGGAUGAUCUUAUGUGAGCGAAAGGAGGAAAACCAAAGUCUUCAUAAAUCGCCGAUCCCUGCACAGGGCCCCUAAAUGCCACCCGUCUGCAGCCACUUCACUCCAGAGUGGAUCGCACAUAAAGUGCGGGAUUCACUGCAGUUCCCAACCUAAACCACACUGCCACCGUCCUGUUCAACAUGCUGAAAGAAGUACUCAAGGUCCAAUCGCAUGCCACCAGGGCAGACCUUACGAAGACCAAUAUUCUAAAUGUGGUCCAUUAAAUUAUGUUACAGUCGCUGAAAAAAUUAUGCAUAAUUGUAUUACUUUUUUUGGGGGGAGAUCAUUCAAAACCUUAUGUUUGAACCAUGGAUAUUUAGCCAGGCUACCACAUAUGUCAGGGUGAUACACUUACAUUUUUUUCCAAGGAGCACAUGUGCUCCUAAGUUGAAAAUUUUAGGAGCACACUAAUGCAUCCCAGUUCGUAGAUGUGCUCCUAAAUGAUUUUUUCCAGGUGGCACACGUCAAUUUUCAGGAGCCUCUGCUUCUAAAAUGGGAGCGCCGUAGAGCUCUGCCUGACUGUGCGUAAAAGUAAACCGAUUAUUUGAUGAAGUCCUUGUGCUCCACUUUGUCCACACGUGGGUUACGCUGCCUUUUUGGUAGAGCUGAACCACUGUGUCUGUGGGACCGCUAACGGAAGACUACGAUGGGUUAAACGAAUGCGCUGUCACAGUAAAGGAUUUACUGCGGUACAUAAUUAAUACUGCACUCACCCUCCUUUUCCUUGGAUUCUCCUAUUGUCCUGGAAUAAGAUAUCAGCCUUUCUAGUCGCCAACCGAAAGGACCAGACUGAACUGAAAAUUUGGCUGUUGCAGUGACUGACCAAAGCGCCCUACGUGUUGAACUGCUGCAUUGCGAGCUGGGCCUAGCCAGUAGGCCACGUUUGUUAUCGUUUAUUAUUUACUCGAUACAUGAGACAAAUCAGUAACAGUGUACAUUCUCUGCUUUCAAUGUCAAAUCUAUUUUUAUAAGGAGCGAUAAGACAUUCCCAAAGUAACAUAAGGCCUAUCGACCUUGGAAAUGGACAUAUAAAGACCUCUCACUAUUUAAAAAAAAAAACAUCUGAACGGGUAUUUGUGUAUCGAUGGACGCUUACGACUAUACCUGCUGUGUAACUGAGUAAUUUGCCAAGUUCAGAGUGCUUUACUGGGAUGCAUACUUAAGGAACCAAAGCGAAUCUGAUAUCAGUAAAUGCUGUUCCUUGACAAGCUGAUUUGUAAUUAUUUUAACUGUUUUAUAUUUCUUUUUUAAACCUAGAAACCCUGGAUACCCUAAACCUGUCAUUGUAAAGUCGGCAAGUUGUCAGAAACGUCUGGAAAUAUCUAAAAUAUCAUUCAUCGCACACAAAACGGUCUGAGCCAAUCGCAAAUAUACAUUCAUCUGAAAUUGUAUUUUAAUAAGUGAACUAUCCUUUUUGGUGAAACAUAAUCCUUUAUCACCCCCUUGUGUCACUAUUGGGAAUUGCAGUGUUUGACUCAUACGUGUUAUAAUUUUCCAGAUGGCCAAGCCCAAGCAUCUUCCACAGUGUUGCAUUAAAGUGCCUGGGCCCUUCACAUUCCAAAUAGAUUAAAUCAGGAUUGCAUCUGUUUUUAUAAACAUCAGAAACUGGGAUGUGUGAAGAAAAGAAGAAUAUGUGUCUUCGUGUUGUAGAUUUGAAUGACUAAUAUGUUCAUAGAAGUGGCCUUAAGAAUAUAAUCGCAAGGUGUGAACAUUUUAUUUUUGCUGAAUAUUGUGUUACUAUAUGUACUAGUGCAAUAGCCCUGUCAAGCCUGGACACCUGGUUUUAGUGCCAUAGCCUUGUCAUGCUCAGUGUCCAUGCGUUGUUUUAUUCUCAGGAGCAGUGGUUACAUCACCAAUGUGCUAUAUGUGUAUAUAAAAUAUAAAAAAAAUACAUUUUGGAAGUUAAGAGCUGUUAUUUUUAUAUGCACAGUGUUACUUGUACAUUAAUUUCUGUAGCUGUGUGAGUUCUGUAUGCCGGGUCUUAUCAUACCUUAAAUAAUCACUUAAGGUAUUCUUAGUUUGAGUACAUGUACUAUGUUUUAGUGUCGGAGGGUGGGGUGGGGUUGGGGGGGGGGGAUUGUUCCCUAUUGAUGGGGACGUGAUCUGACAGCUGCGCCAAAGGAUUACAGCCAUUUCACUGACACUUUCUGUUAACUGGUGAUCACAGCGAUCGUGGACAUUGCGUUUUGGUGGGAGGUGCACGUUGGACAGCUCAUCAGCUAGCGGAGAAAAGAAGUGCCUUUAAUCAAACCAAAGCCUUUUGCGAGCUUUGUGUGGGGUCCAAUCCCACUCUGCUGUGUGUGGGGUCCAAUCCCACUCUGCUGUGUGUGGGGUCUAGUCCCACUCUGCUGUGUGUGGGGUUUAAUCUCACUCUGCUGUGUAUGGGAUCCAAUCCCACUCUGCUGUGUGUGGGGUCCAAUCCCACUCUGCUGUGUGUGGGGUCCAAUCCCACUCUGCUGUGUGGGAUCCAAUCCCACUCUGCUGUGUGUGGGGUUUAAUCUCACUCUGCUGUGUGUGGGGUUUAAUCUCACUCUGCUGUGUAUGGGGUCUAAUCCCACUCUGCUGUGUGUAAGGACUCAUCACCCAAUUUUCUGUUUUCUUUUUUGUGGAGGGAGAGAGGAGAAGUUCCUUUGAGUUCAAAGUUUGUUGAUACAUUUGUCUUUGGAUCAUUUAGGUCAUUAAACGGACAUCAAGAGAU